CUAGGGUUUAUGUCCUUCUCCGCCGCUCCUCCAUCCGUCGCAGCCCGCGGUCGCACAGAGCGCGAGAGGAAGGCGAGCUUCGGUUUCCAACAAGAUGGGGAAGACUCGUGGUAUGGGAGCUGGGCGUAAGCUCAAAACUCACAGGAGGAGGCAGAGAUGGGCAGACAAAGCAUACAAGAAAAGUCACCUUGGCAAUGAGUGGAAGAAACCCUUCGCUGGUUCUUCACAUGCCAAGGGUAUCGUCCUUGAGAAGAUAGGUAUUGAAGCUAAGCAGCCAAAUUCUGCUAUCCGAAAGUGUGCUAGAGUUCAGCUGAUAAAGAAUGGGAAGAAAAUUGCGGCCUUUGUUCCAAAUGAUGGUUGCUUAAAUUUCAUAGAAGAAAAUGAUGAAGUGUUGAUUGCCGGGUUCGGGCGUAAGGGCCAUGCAGUCGGUGAUAUUCCUGGAGUAAGGUUUAAGGUUGUGAAGGUGUCUGGUGUCUCCCUUUUGGCACUGUUCAAGGAAAAGAAGGAGAAACCUCGAUCGUAAUGCUUUACUUUGAGUUUCUAGAUGAGACCAGUCGGCCUUUUGUUUAAUUCAUAUUUAGCGACUCUGAGCAAUUUCUGAACUGUUUUGGAAAAGAAAGAUGUUUCAUGGUUAUUCAUCAUUGAGCACUUAAUUAUUUGUUUGGCCUGUUAAGUUAA
Molecule: messenger RNA, 678 nt
Organism: Musa acuminata subsp. malaccensis (wild Malaysian banana)
Lineage: Eukaryota; Viridiplantae; Streptophyta; Magnoliopsida; Zingiberales; Musaceae
Product: small ribosomal subunit protein uS12
Biological process (GO): translation
Cellular component (GO): ribosome; cytosolic small ribosomal subunit
Molecular function (GO): structural constituent of ribosome
Source: RefSeq, a predicted model, not a curated record